This is a messenger RNA of Nelumbo nucifera (sacred lotus), 1340 nucleotides long. The record is from RefSeq and is a predicted model, not a curated record. NCBI's taxonomy places the organism in Eukaryota, Viridiplantae, Streptophyta, Magnoliopsida, Proteales, Nelumbonaceae.
CCCUGUUCUUACGACAUGAUCGAGAGAGCGAGACUAUAUAUCCACCCUGAUUACCUUGCUUUCUUCUUUCUUCGUUGUAAAUCUGAUCACAUCUCUGUAAUUCUUUUCUUCUGGGAAACAUUACAGUUUGGAAAUAUGUGUGGUACAGUGAUGACAACCAAGAAGCCAAACCUGAUAGCUAGCCGAGAAUGUAAAUAUCAUAUAUACCAUCAAGACAAUUACUGCAUUUGCAGUAGAGCUUACGACUAUGCAUAUCAAGCUAGCACUAGCAGCUGCAGCAGUCCAUCAUUGUUUGGUUUCAUAUUUUCUCUUGCGGAUAGAAGCAACGGGGAUCAGCAGAACAUGGGUCAGUGCUACUCUGCUCCAUCUAUGCAAGAGCACCACUGGGAGAAGCAUUCGAGCUUGAAGAAGAGAUGUCUGGCCAGGGUAAAGGAGCAGAGGUCAAGGUUCUACAUACUGAGGAGAUGCGUGGUGAUGUUACUGUGUUGGCACAAGUACGGGAAGCAUUAAUGAAAGGUAGCGACCGGUUCUUCAUGAUCCCAUGUUGAGGACAACCUCCAAUUGCUUCAACAUCAGACCCCAGAUGACCACCCUCAUCAGCACUAGCUACAUGACUCCAUCUGCAAAGGAAUCAAAGCAAGUCAGCAACAAUGAAAUGAAGAUAUAUAUAUAUAUAUAUAUAUAUAUAUACGAGGAGGAGUCUGCAUAUCGUCAACGUCAAGUCACCCAAGUGUCACGAAAAGUGAUGGAAUAAGUAGUUAAUUGUUCAUAGCUUUUAUUUUGGUUUGCUCGAUCGGUCUGUGUGGCAGGGUUUUUACGUGAGAACAGUGCUAGCUAGCUGAGGGUUGGUACUGUUGAUGAUGGCUAGGAGAUCCAGAUGGGGAGAGAGAGGAGACCUUGCUCUGCUCUAGCUCUAGCUCGUCUGGAGAGAAGGGUUUAGGUUUUAUUUCUUUUUUUUUAUUAUUAUAUUAUUGUAUUUUUGUAAAGCUUUGGACUGCUGGGGACUGGGGAGAAUAAGAAAAAAAAGCUAUAGUUUUAAUUUCUUUGUCUAUGGAAGCAAGAAGAAAAGGGUUAGGGUCUGACCGUCUGAGUGAGGAAUUGAGUCAUACCGCGCGUUCAAUUAUUUUGAUGGAGAUGGCUAACCAGCUAAAUGGGUCUUUUUCCUUGUUUUCGAAGGACUGAUCAUGACUUGAAUGUGGUUGCACGGGUGAUACUCCACUUGGAUUCAUGGUGUGAUUUAUUUUCUGUUCCAAUUAUGAGUUGACAAGACCAACUCAUCGACAUCCAUAUCUUACUAUUACUUUCCUUCAAAGAAAACUCUCCUUUGGUCUUUGUUUUCA